This is a messenger RNA of Silurus meridionalis, 1756 nucleotides long. RefSeq names its product interferon-induced protein 44-like. Lineage: Eukaryota; Metazoa; Chordata; Actinopteri; Siluriformes; Siluridae. The record is from RefSeq and is a predicted model, not a curated record. Bases 170 to 1303 code for a protein of 377 amino acids. The transcript has 9 exons.
GUAAUAUGCACAAAGAAACAUGCAGAGAAUUUGUCUUUCGGUUUACCAGAAAUCCCACCCUCUUUUGCAUUCACUACUAAAGAGGACCAGAAAAGUUUAAAAGAAGACACACAGGACACUCAGGAUAUCAGACAGAGAAGACACACAAGCAAUCACACAAGAUUCAAACAUGGGAAAUGUGGUACCAGAAUUUGUCACAGUUCUGGCUGAUCAAAUUGUUACAAGUGGAGAAACAGUUACUCUUCAAUGUGAGGCAAACACAAAAGAAGUAACGGCAACGUGGGAAAAAGACGGCAGUAAAUUGUUAUGUGUAGAGGGCAAACACAAAGUGACCAAAACAGAUACAACAUUUACUUUGGAAAUUUCAAAUGCUGAUGAGACUGAUGAAGGGAAAUACACUUUAACCCUCAGCAAUGAUAAGGGAUCUGCAUCAUGUUCCGCCCUCAUCAGAGUCGAAAUUAAGCAAUGGAGAGAAGUGCGAUGGCAGAGUCAAGAUGAAAUGUUGAAUAAUAUCAAGACAUUUAACAUUUGUAAUGAAGUUGAAGAGCUCCACUUCCUCUUGUAUGGACCAGUUGGAGCAGGAAAAUCCAGCACCAUAAACACCAUCAGAAGCAUCUUUGAAGGACGUCUGUUUGUAAACUGCCUGGCUGCUGCAGAAACUUCUACGAGUCACACUCUCUCUUUUGAAAGUUUCAGACUUGAAGAUGAAGAAAGAUCGUUUCCUUUAGCCUUCUAUGAUGUAAUGGGUGCAGAAGCAGAAGCAAAAGCUGGUGUGAACACUCAAGACAUCAUCAGUGCUUUAAAAGGUCACAUGAAAGAGAGCUACAAGUUCAUCUCUAAUGCGCCGUUGUCUGAAAGCGACAGUUUUUACAAUCGAAAUCCCAGCCUGGGUGAUCAGAUGCACUGCCUGGUGAACGUCAUAGCAGCUGACAAGAUUUCAUUAAUGAGCAAUGAAUUUAUCAAAAAAUGGAAGACUAUCAGAGAAACAGCAUGUAGUAUGGGAAUCACUCUGGUGGUUUUCAUGACAAGACCAGACUGUGAAUGUAAAAUAACAAAGGAGAAUUUGCAAAACAUCUACAAAAGCAAAAAGAUCCGAGAUAAAAUAAAACAGUGCAGUGAUCUACUGGGUGUACCAGAGAACCUCGUCUUCCCUGUAGUGAACUAUAAUAAGGAGACCGACGUGAACACGGAUAUAAACUGCCUGAUGCUGGAUGCCUUGAAAAAUAUUGUUUUCUGGGCGAAUGAUAACGUGAAGAAAUGUUCCAACAAGCAAAAUUCACAUCAGCAACACAAAUUAGAAUAAAGAAAUUUCACAGAAAAUAUGAAAAGCAGUGUAACACACAAUCUGAACAUUUUAAUGGAUAUUUAUUACUCAAAUCCAUUAACUUUUUAAAUCGAGAAAAUAUAUAUAUAUAUAUUUUUUAAAGAUAAAGACGUUUAAAUAUACACAGAUUUUUUUGAUGAGUUUGAUUAGUUUAAAUGAUAUACAGAUAUCAUUCCUGCUUUAUAUGUAGAUGUAAAAUUCUGUUCUGAAGAUUUAAGUUUUUUACCUUGUAUUUGUACAGAGUUACAGAGUUGAUUUAUUGUAGAACAUCAGGGAAACAGACUGAAGAUUUUCAUGUUCUAGAUGUUUAAUUGUGUGAUGUUGAUAUGAAGCUGCAAAAGAAGGAUUCAGAUAUUUUUCACAGUUUAUUGAUCAUGUUUUUCAUUAAAACAAAACAAAAAUGUUCAUGUUUAAAUAAAACUAUAAAAAGCA